AUAGUUUUGUUCCUUUUUGAUAUACACGUGUUGUUCCGUCGAUAAAAACAUAUGUACUACGUACGUACAGUUCUUAAUAAUUUUAUUAAACGAUUAACCUUAACUGGAUACGUCGGUAAUGUCGUACCUAUUCGAUCUAGUUUAUAUUGAUGACGUAGCGCCGUCUAUAAGCCCAUUGGAUCGUUUUUUCCCGCUCUAUUUCAUAGUUUCGCGGCAAGUCGUUCGAUGAACCGUUAUCUUGAAUUAACCUCUCUUCUUCGAGAACUCCACUGUGCUUCUAUGGAACUAUAAUUUUCGUAUUGAUUGUAAUAAAAUGGAGCUAUUGCAAGAUCCCGUUUUUAAAUCCAGGUAUCAAAAAUAUAAGCGACGUGUGAAAUUAUGGGAAAGCGAUUUCAUGGAAAAAUACGGACGUAAACCAACAAGGAAUGAUAUCAAGGAGGCUGAUAUUGCGAUUAAGGAAGCAUAUAAAAUGUAUUGGAAAUUAAAAACCGAUGCAUUGGAGGAAACUCUUAUAGAUAUUACAUUUUCUGAAGAUACACAAACGAAUAUUUCUAUGGAGUCUCCGGUACGAAAAUCUGUAGGAAAAUCGGAAAAAAGAUCAUUAACGAAUUCCAAUGAGAAAGAUAGUGAAAACAUAGAUCCAACGACUGCUUCCUUGAUAGACGAACCUGAAAUAAAAAAUCUUAAGGACGUAUGGAGCGACAGUGUCUGUAAAAAUGAAGAUUCUUCGUUUAAAAAGAAAGAAAAGUUAUUAGUUGGUAAAUCUACUUCUUUUCAACUUUCUAGGAAUAAAUUCACGUCUUCCAAUUUUACAAAAAGAAAUCCUCGAAAAUCUUUACCUCAAACAAAAGUGAAAAAUAACGUCAAGAAAGAUGAGACUCGUGAUAUAUCGGAAACAACGGUUGAUGUAGUCGAAGAAGAUACAAAUAAAAAGACUGAAACUAUUUUUGGCAAUUCCGUAAAAAUAGUAAGUACAGAGUCUAAAGUCAACAGUCAGUCUGUAAAUACGAUUCACGAAUUGAUAGAGAAUCAAAUAAUUACCGUCAAUCGAAAUGUGAAUGAGGGUUGGUUGAACAGAUGUGCGGAAGAAAAGAAUUUAGAUACGAGCUCUGUUUCUCAAAGACUUUCUAGUUUGAGUGAUUCUGGUACCGAAUCAAUGGAAUCUAAUUCUCCGAAAGAAAAGAAAUUAUCCAAUGACGAGUCAUUACAGGUAUCGGACGAAGAAGAUUUUAUAUGUAAUAGUGAUACGGAAGAAGAUCAUAAAAAUAAACGUAUUAGAAAUUCUAAUAAAAGACCGUAUGAUUGUGAUCGUGCAAUUAAGCGACCUUGUAUAGAAACUAAUAAUCUCUUAUCCAAUACUCUGUUAAAAAUUAAUGAUAACGAAAUCAAUGUAUUGACAGUAUGUAAUACUGAAAUAAAUAAUGAUUCGGUGGAAUUAAAUCCACAAAGUAUUAAAAAAAAUAUGGACGAAGAAAAACAAACUGCAGAAGGCAAAAAUGUACCAAGGAAAAAUACAUCAAGGAAAAGUACACCAAAGAGCAAAAGAAAUGACUCUAAUACAGAUGACAGUGUUAGCGAAGAUAUAUCUCCAAAGGAAAAAAAAGUAACAAGAACGAGAGGAAGAACUCAAAGAGCUAAGAAUAAAAACGAUAAAAGGAUUAAUGAAAAAUCGAGUGAAAAAAAAGCUACGAGACGUUCUAAAAGAAAACAAGUUGUAGAGAAUGAAAAAAAUUCUGAAGAUUCAUCGUCAGCUGUGGAAAACAUCGAUAUUCCAGUAUUUGGAAUAGAAACUUUAGAAGCAGUGCCGCGCAUUACGAUAUGUUCAUCCAGUACUGGAGAUUUGGUCGCCGAUUUUUCCAAUUCAGUAUCGUUAUUAGAUUCUGUUACCGAUAAUGUCAAGGGAGCAAAAACUGACAAAGAAAAAUUGGAACAAAAAACUAAAAACUUAAAUGAUAAUUUCGUUAGAAUAAAUCUAAAGAAAAAAAUUUUUGUACGUGGUAAAAAGUCAUUUAAUCUUUCAAAGUAUAAAAAAAAUCAAUGGAAACAAAAAAAGAAAAGUUUAGAAUCGAGCGACCAAAAUCUCGACGUAAUUGAUUACAUUGAAAAGAAUGGUUUGUCCUGCUUUAAAUGUGGUGAGACUGGGCACUUUGCUCGUUAUUGUAAAACAUUGAAAACAAGUAAUUUAUUACCUUUGAUUGAGAUCGACGAGCUUGCAGAAUAUCCAAGUUUAGAAGAAGCAGAAAAAAUGGCAAGUCAAAAUGCCCUUGUUGCGCAUAACAAACAAAUAAAUAAGCUUCCCGAAAAACCGUUGUAUGUUACGCAAAAAGAAGAAUUACAAUUUAUAUGCAAUGAAGAUGAAUAUAUUCUGGAUGAUGAUGAUAUUGCAGAUAUUAUGGAAGAAAUAGAACAAAAAAAGGAGGAGGAGACGAAAGAGAUUUCUGGAAUGCAUAAAAUUCCUGAGGAAUUAUUAGCCAAAUUAGUACUCCCUGAAAUUAAAGUAUUAACUGCAUUAUAUCCAACGAAAGAGGACCAAUCUCUUAUUGAUACACCUAAGGAAGUCUUCGAAGUUUUGAAGAUGUUUGGUCAUGACAAUUUCAGACCAGGACAAGAGAAAGCAAUAAUGAGAAUAUUAUCUGGUCAAUCAACAUUACUUACUUUGUCAACUGGUUGUGGAAAAUCUUUAUGUUAUCAAUUACCAGCGUACUUAUAUUCCAAAUAUUCCAGCUGCAUAACAUUAGUCAUUUCGCCAUUGGUAUCAUUAAUGGAUGAUCAAGUCACUGGCAUGCCAUCAUUCAUAUCUGCUGCUUGUUUGCAUACUAAUCAAACUCCUACAGUAAGAGAUAACAUAAUGCAACUUGUGAAGGAGUCGAAAAUACAAAUAUUACUUAUUUCGCCAGAAGCAGUAGUGGCUGGUGAAAAAUCAACUGGAUUUGGUGCUUUGCUUAGAAAACUUCCACCUAUAGCAUUUGCUUGUAUAGACGAAGCUCAUUGUAUAUCUCAAUGGUCUCAUAAUUUCCGUCCAUCGUAUCUUAUGGUUUGUCGUGUUCUUAAAGAAAAAUUAGGAGUAAAAACGGUAUUGGGUCUAACUGCAACUGCUACUAGAUCUACCGCUGAAAGUAUAAUUCAUCAUCUGGAUAUUCAUGAUGGAAUGGCAGGCGUUAUAUCGGAUGUACCAUUACCGAACAAUCUGUUUUUAACUGUAUCAAGGGAUGAACAAAGAGAUAAUGCUUUAAUUAAACUUUUGUUAAGCGAGAGAUUCAAAGAAUGCAAUUCUAUAAUAAUUUACUGUACACGUAGAGAAGAAUGUAUGCGAAUUGCGGGUCUUAUAAGAGUUGCCCUGCUGGAUCCAAAAGAAACGGCAAAAGAAAAGAGCAAGGUGUCGCAUAUAGCAGAGGCUUAUCAUGCAGGAUUAUCCUCUUAUCGUCGUAAAAUUGUACAGAAAGCUUUUAUGAAUGGACAAACUAAAAUUGUGGUGGCAACUGUGGCAUUUGGAAUGGGUAUUAAUAAAUCAGAUAUUCGAUCUGUAAUACACUAUAAUAUGCCAGCAACGUUUGAAGGAUACGUACAAGAGGUGGGAAGAGCCGGUCGAGAUGGAUUGAGUGCACAAUGUCAUUUGUUCUUAAGUCCUGAGGAAAACAGCGACAAGUGGGAAUUGCGAAGACAUAUAUACGCUAAUAGUAUUGACAGGCAUACAAUCAGACAUUUGCUCGCAAAAGUUUUUAUACCUUGUUCAUGUGCACAGAUGAAUAAAAACACACCUGCUAAAAGAUGUUCUGGCCACGAAGUUGGUCUGCCGAUCGAUGAAAUGGUUAAAACGCUCGACAUUACGGAAGAAAUGAUUUUAACUUUCUUAUGUUAUUUGGAACUGUAUCAUAAGAAAUUUCUUACGGUUCUUUCUUCUGCUUAUACAGUGGCUAAAGUCAGUAGUUAUAAUGGUCCGCAAGGACUUAAGUUAGCUGCGCAAUCGUGUCCACCAUUAGCAAUGGCAAUUGCAUUAGAUUUAAAGAAAGGUAUUUCUCAUGAAAAAAGUACUACCAUAGAAUUCAAAGUUAUCGAUAUUGCCUCGAUCAUUGGAUGGGACAGUGGAGUUGUUAAAAAGCAUCUUAAAGAUUUGGAAUGGAAAACAGUCAAUGGUAAAUCAAAACGUUCUGCUAUAUCAGUUCGUUACGAUACAUUAGGUUUGAGAGUUAAAGCUCAAGGUGAUUUAACCGAUGCUGAAUUAGAUGAAGCUUUGGAUGUUUUGGUAUCUAGAACACAAUCGCAAGAAAUUUCUUCUUUGCAACAACUUGAAUCUAUUAGUAUGUCUCUUCAAAAAUUCAGCGUACCAGUUAUUAAUCAAUGUUCGACUAUAUCGGAAGAAAUUAUAAAUAAAUCAGAAGGACUUAAAAAUACGAUAAGAAAUUAUUUCCAAUCGGAUCACUUGUUGAAUAGCGAGACUAUUUGUAGAUCACAAGUUAAAUUGUUGAACGAAGCACAAAUUGCUUCCGACGUACGUAAUCUGAUCUUGAGUUACAAAGAUAACAAUUUUACUGGCCGUGCAGUGGCACGAAUCUUUCACGGCAUACAAAGUCCAAAUUAUCCUGCCAUCAUUUGGAGUAAAUGCCGCUUCUGGAGAACAUAUAUAUCGUCCGACUUUAAUGCGAUUUGUCAAAUAGCAACUAAAGAAAUUUUAGCGUUACGUUAGUUAAUACUAUUUCGUGCAUUUCAUUUGUUGUGAUGACUGAGUAAAUCUAUUUUAUAUAUACAUAUGUAGAAUAUUAACUUUCUCUCUAUUUUUUUAUGGAUAAUUUUUAAAUAAGAUAUUCUUAAAGUAUAUUGAUAAUUAUAGAUUGAUCGUCAAAUAUAUUGCAAGAUCAUUACUGUAUAGAAAAUAAAUUUUUUACUUUUGUUUUUAAA
Vespula pensylvanica (western yellowjacket) is the source of this 4896-nucleotide messenger RNA. It is a transcript of the gene RecQ4, whose product is annotated as ATP-dependent DNA helicase Q4. Bases 314 to 4684 code for a protein of 1456 amino acids. Gene Ontology annotation, molecular function: zinc ion binding; four-way junction helicase activity; nucleic acid binding. The transcript has 9 exons. Gene Ontology annotation, biological process: double-strand break repair via homologous recombination. Lineage: Eukaryota; Metazoa; Arthropoda; Insecta; Hymenoptera; Vespidae. The record is from RefSeq and is a predicted model, not a curated record. Gene Ontology annotation, cellular component: chromosome; nucleus; cytoplasm.